AUGGAGCGCCUUCGAAACCAAGUGGAUACGUCCCUGACACGAACUGUUGCCCGAUCCGUGGUUGUGGGCAAUAUUCUCACUGUGCUUCUGCUGGGUGUGCUGUACGCCAACUAUCGCAUCUUCGAGGCCUACAUUUCAAGUUUUCUUUUGGCGCUGCUUGCUGCGGAGGCGCUAGCUGAGAGCCGCGAUCGACUCGUUCGCUGGCUCUCGACCUCUGAAUCAGAAGCUGAAGGAAACGAUGUGCAAAGGCCGCGGCGUUUGUGGCACUUCCUCCUCAACCAACUUGGCAAGUUGCAGCAGGCCGUUCGCGGAAAGCACUGGUUUGUCUGGUUGCUCAGCGGCACGGCGUUGUUGUUGCUCACGGUACGUGUCCAGCACGGAGGUUUUCUGGUGUUCAUCUGCCUUGCGGUGCUGGGAGGCUCCGCGCUGUGCACUUUGGCUGCUGCACGGUUUCUAGUUCGGCUCCGUUGGAUACAUGCACGGACUGCUGCAGCAACGUUACUGCUCGCCGCAGUGGUAUCUCUCGUGUGCAUUUUCGUGCUCAUUUUCGUGACAGGUGUCGUCCAGGAUCUCGUUGGCGCUGCUAGAGCGUUGGCGCGACUCGCCCAGGACGCAGCUACCUGGAAUCGCAUCGAUCCGCAGGGUAUCUUGGCGAAAGGCCUCGAGCAGCUCCAGACAUUCCUUGCCGCCCAUGUGGAGGUGGCGGAGCGCUUCGCUUUGCGCUUUCGUGAUGUACUCAAGGAUCUGGGAUUCGAUAUGGAGAAUACGGAGCGCUGGUGGGUCAAAAGCAGUGACCCGUCCUGGUGGCGGGACUUUCUCACGGGGGACUUGCACGCAAACGCAAUGCUGCGGGAAACGACAUCUCUGAGGGUGCCCAGCUGGCAGCAAGCACGCACUGUGGCCAAAAGGCUCUGGGAAGGUGCUCGGAAGAACGUCACACCUGGAUCAAUCGCACGACUUGGCAAGCAUAUUCGUUUGCACGCAAGUUCGGAACAGAUUUACACUGGAGCCCGUCUCGUCAUGAUCCCGGUCAUGCGACUAGCGCAGGCCUUUGGAAUUUUGCUGACGUACAGCGACGGCACUGCAGCUUUUCUUGCUAUGUUUUUCUUCCUGCUCCGACAACCCGGUUCAGUUGUACAUGCACUGGUCCAAUGGAUCCCGUUCCAGAACACAGAGCGCAACCGGAAAUUGGAGCAAACGCUGCGUACGGACCUGCAUCGCUUCGUGUGGAGUGCGCUGAGUCAACUGUAUCUGCAAUCGCUUUUUGCAUGGUGCGUCUUCGUGACGUUCGGGUUGGAGCUAGAAUUCCUGGUAGCGCUCUGCGUUGGUGUAUCCGUGCUCAUACCCGUACUGCCCGGGCCGCUUCUCUGGACGACACUGCUUGGCUUGCCCCAGGUGAUGAUGCGCACGUCUCUGGGUAGACUUUGGCGUUCGCAUGCCGCCUUAGCCUUUGUCUGCAUCAAUCUGGUUGGGCAGAAAGUCUUGGUGCGUUUCUCGCGAAAUGCUGACGACGAAGACGCAGAGCAGGUGCAGCAACGUGCGGACGGUACCCUGACGCCCACGAACGGCCUGCUCACAUUAUCCGCUCUGUUGGGAUGGCGGAUCCUAGGUGGACUGCGCGGUGCACUGAUCGCAAGUUGCUGCAUCUUCCUGACAUCGCUGCUCGUGCAAUGUCUUGUAGAUGAUUCCUCCACCAGGGGAUCUGAAAAUAAGAUACCUCACCAAAGCGGAGGUGCGGCGUAG
Cyanidioschyzon merolae strain 10D is the source of this 1743-nucleotide messenger RNA. RefSeq lists its product as hypothetical. NCBI's taxonomy places the organism in Eukaryota, Rhodophyta, Bangiophyceae, Cyanidiales, Cyanidiaceae. The coding region runs from base 1 to 1743 and encodes 580 amino acids. The record is from RefSeq and is a predicted model, not a curated record. The transcript has a single exon.